Haliotis rubra (blacklip abalone) is the source of this 1852-nucleotide messenger RNA. Its product is annotated as vacuolar protein-sorting-associated protein 36-like. The transcript is spliced from 13 exons. Gene Ontology annotation, molecular function: phosphatidylinositol-3-phosphate binding; ubiquitin binding. Lineage: Eukaryota; Metazoa; Mollusca; Gastropoda; Lepetellida; Haliotidae. The record is from RefSeq and is a predicted model, not a curated record. Gene Ontology annotation, biological process: protein transport to vacuole involved in ubiquitin-dependent protein catabolic process via the multivesicular body sorting pathway. Bases 99 to 1247 code for a protein of 382 amino acids. Gene Ontology annotation, cellular component: ESCRT II complex; late endosome membrane.
ACUGCGGGAUUGUGUUGUAUAAAAGCGCCCCCUAGGUUCCAUAAAAAUAGCAAAAUAACUAAAUACAGCAAGAGUACCGAGACUUAAAUGAUAAGAAGAUGGAUCGCUUGGAAUGGAGUGACGGAUCUCUAAUUGGCGGAGAGACGUUAGUAGAGCAACAGACAGGCGUUUGUCUUUACGACGGACAUGACAAGACAUCCUUUGAAUAUGGUGUGCUGUCGUUGACAACCCACAGACUUCUAUGGAGAGACCACCGAAACAGAAACUGUGUGGUUGCACUACCCCUUGCUCUCGUGGUCUAUCUGGAAGAACAGGCUUCAGGCUUUGCCAAAAGUGCGAAGAUCAUCGUCCAUCUGAGCCAGACCCCUCCCAACAAGCCAUCUGGCCCCACCUCCCAUAGCCCACACAGCUUCAUCAGGUUGUCCUUCAGGGAGGCAGGCCAGAAGGAGUUCUUCCGGCGUUUCCAAACUGAGUUGGAACAGAAGAGAUGGGAACAGAAAGUGCAAUCUGCGGCACCCCAUCCAUCGCUGCCUCGUCACCGCCCCGGCAUCGUCGGCAUCGAGAGAUCCAUACAGAAGAAGCACCAUGAAACAAACAAAAACAUAUCCGUGGCAUUCGAGGAUCUCAGUAAACUCAUUGAAAAGGCUAAAGAGAUGGUUCAUUUGUCAAGAACAAUAGCCACGAAGAUCAAGGACAAGCAAGGGGACAUAACUGAAGAUGAAACGGUGAAGUUCAAGUCGUAUCUGCUAAGUAUGGGCAUUCCGAACCCUGUGACGAGAGAGACACAUGGGACAGGGGACAAGUACUACGUAGAGCUGGCAAAACAACUUGUCUCAGUGCUGGAGAAACCUGUAGAGGAGGCUGGUGGGAUGAUGACCUUGACUGAUGUCUACUGUCGUGUGAACAGAGCCAGAGGAAUGGAGCUGCUGUCCCCGGAGGACCUGCUGCAUGCCUGUGAACUGAUGGAACUCCUCAGGCUGCCUGUCAGACUGCGGACAUUUGACAGUGGUGUGAUGGUGUUGCAGUCUAAAAGUCAGAAUGAAGAGGAGGUUAUCACAAAGACAAGCUCUCUGGUUGAAGAAAAGGGCUCCCUGACAGCUGAGGAUCUGGCUAAAGUGGUGGGCGUCUCCGUGAUACUAGCUAAAGAAAGAUUAUUACUUACUGAAAAGGUUGGAGGAAUAUGUCGAGACGAAACUGUAGAGGGACUGAAGUUUUUUCCUAAUUUAUUCCUCACACAGCCUGUGUGACCGUGUUCAUCAUACUGGUGAUGUAAAUAUUCUGUAUGGUGUUAGUAUUUGGUCAGAAGUUGAUAUGAUGUUGCUUCAAAAAACACGCUGAAGUGGUCAAGUUGUUUCUGUUGAUUUAGAACAAAAUGCAACCCUUGAUUUGGACUGGAACUAAUGUUUCUCCCUGGUCGAACUAGUCAACAAAUAUCCUUUAUUAUCACCCUAGGCAUACCCGGUAACAGUAUUUGUGGCUUCUGGAAGAUGUUGGUGAUAAUUGUCCUGAUUGUUUGGUGACGCUCAGGGCCACAAGUUAUCAUUUAUUCACGGUUCAUGCCCAAUUAUUUCCGGCUCAUUAGGAUUCAAAUCCUGCUCACGUUCGAUGAUUCUGGACAGGAAAGGAAAUUUUAUGAAACUGAAAGUGAAAACCAAACUGAACAUCUAAACAUUGAUAAUAGAAACAGCCACACAAAUUCCAAACAAGAGGAAGUCCUCAUACAGGGUUUGCAUUGUAUUGAUCAAAACUAGCUAUGCAUGCAAUUGAAUCAAACAGUUAAUUAUAAAGACCACAAGAAACUGAGUGUGCACACAUUUGGUUUGUUGCGGUCGCCAAUAAAAAUUUGACGGUU